AUGAUUCGAUGGAAUUUGGUCAAUACUGCGAGCGACGAAGCUCAACUUGCCACGCCCGGCGAAAAUGUCAAUGAACAAUAUGAGGGCGUAUUGAAACUAUUAAAGGCAAAUGCUAAACUAAGCAAUUCAGAGAAAAUAGAAGCAGAAAGAAAUUUCACUUUCAUGAAGGAUCGGGAAAAUCUUGUUCGUCUUAAGGGACCUACCUACCUGUGCAAACAGUGUAAUAGGUCGGGGUACACCAUAUUGUUUUGCGAACUCUGCGCACGCGAUCAUCUCACAAAAAAUUUUGUCAACUGGACAUCAGGAAAUAAAAUUAUCGACCAAGCAAUUCAACAAUCGCAAAUCAAUCUUCCGUUGCCUAGGUAUAUUAUCGAAUGGAUUCCAUAUGAUGAUCUUGAAGAUAUUAAGUACAAAACACAUGGAGGAUGCGCUCAAAUUUUCAUCGCCGUUUGGAAGAAAGGGGUUAUAUUGUCGUUUUCUAACAAAAAGCAGGAAUUUGAAAGAAGUUCUCCAGGUAUUGUGAUCCUCAAGAAAUUAUUGGAUAGUCAACAUGCAAGUACUCAAUUUCUCGAAGAGUUAAAAGUUCAUAUCUUACUCGGUUCAAAAGGCUACACUGUUGCUACUUGUUAUGGAAUAACAAGAGAUCCCAGUACCGGGGAAUAUAUCUUGGUGCUUGCCCAUUAUCAACAAGACUUUAGUUCUUAUAUCAAGGAAUCUGCUGAUAUCACUUGGAAAGAUAUUUAUAGCAUAUUUUAUAAUGUGUCUGAGGAUCUUUAUAAUAUGCACGCUGAAAAUCUUAUCCACCGCGAUCUCCACAGUAAAAAUGUCUUAAAGUCUAAGGGCAAUUUAUUUCAUCUUUCGGAUUUUGGUAUUUGCGGUCCAGCAAAUAAACAACCCUCAGAAAUUUACGGGAACCUUCCAUUCACUGCACCCGAGGUCUUACUUGAUCGUAAAUACACAACUGCAGUCGAUAUUUACAGUAUGGGAAUGCUUAUGUAUCAUGCAACCACUGGUCACCCGCCUUUUUUUAACCGUAUUCAUGACACGCUACUCGCUUACGAAAUUUAUGAGGCAGCCCUUCAAAAACCCGACACACUUGUUAGGGACAGUGUAACUAGUCGAAUCCAGACGACCGGAAAUAUUCACGAGGGUCAAAGUAGCACACUUGUUGAAAAUGAUGUAGCCAGUCGAAUGUUGAUGAUGGGAGAUAUUCAGGAGAGUCAAAGCACACUUAUUGAAAACAAUGUAACCAGUCGAAUGUUGAUGAUGGAAGAUAGUCAAAGCACCAUAUACUCUUUGGAAAUCCUACCUGAUCUUCGAAAUGCAUCAAAAGUAAAUGAUAGCGGCAUUGUUAAACCAUCAACUGUCUCUAAUGUCGUAUGGCAAAAACCAGAUUACCAAAACCGCAAAAAACCUAACUUGAUCAAAAAGGGUCAUCUCGUCUUGUUAAAACCACCUGAUAGGACCAAUUGA
Messenger RNA from Ambispora gerdemannii, 1473 nucleotides. Lineage: Eukaryota; Fungi; Glomeromycota; Glomeromycetes; Archaeosporales; Ambisporaceae. The record is from the annotation of a GenBank genome assembly.